AUGGACAACACACCAUACCCUAGUCCUAACAUCAGACGUCCUGCUGACAUGGACUACACACCAUACCCUAGUCCUAGAUCUAACAUCAGACGUCCUGUUGACAUGGACUACACACCAUACCCUAGUCCUAGAUCUAACAUCAGACGUCCUGUUGACGUGGACUACACACCAUACCCUAGUCCUAGAUCUAACAUCAGACGUCCUGUUGUCAUGGACUACACACCAUACCCUAGUCCUAGAUCUAACAUCAGACGUCCUGUUGUCAUGGACAACACACCAUACCCUAGUCCUAUAUCUAACAUCAGACGUCCUGCUGACAUGGACUACACACCAUACCCUAGUCCUAGAUCUAACAUCAGACGUCCUGUUGACAUGGACUACACACCAUACCCUAGUCCUAACAUCAGACGUCCUGUUGUCAUGGACUACACACCAUACCCUAGUCCUAGAUCUAACAUCAGACGUCCUGUUGACAUGGACUACACACCAUACCCUAGAUCUAACAUCAGACGUCCUGUUGUCAUGGACUACACACCAUACCCUAGUCCUAGAUCUAACAUCAGACGUCCUGUUGUCAUGGACUACACACCAUACCCUAGUCCUAGAUCUAACAUCAGACGUCCUGUUGUCAUGGACUACACACCAUACCCUAGUCCUAGAUCUAACAUCAGACGUCCUGUUGUCAUGGACUACACACCAUACCCUAGUCCUAGAUCUAACAUCAGACGUCCUGUUGUCAUGGACUACACACCAUACCCUAGUCCUAGAUCUAACAUCAGACGUCCUGUUGUCAUGGACUACACACCAUACCCUAGUCCUAGAUCUAACAUCAGACGUCCUGUUGACAUGGACUACACACUAUAUCCUAGAUCUAACAACAGACGUCCUGUUGACGUAGAUGACAGUUCAUGUCCUAGUCCACAAUCUUAA
Molecule: messenger RNA, 930 nt
Organism: Pecten maximus
Lineage: Eukaryota; Metazoa; Mollusca; Bivalvia; Pectinida; Pectinidae
Product: extensin-like
Exons: 1
Coding region: 1-930 (309 amino acids)
Source: RefSeq, a predicted model, not a curated record